AUGUACGCUGACCGUCGUUUCAGUUCCGGAAAGCUUUCCUUGUCUAUGAGAGAUCACGAGGGUAAGGAUGGUAGCAGAGUAGACUCGCCGCGGUCCUAUACAAACCGGCGUUUUGGCGACACUUCUUCGCACGGUAAAUCCAACCCGUUCAACGCUCUGUCACCCUCCGCCACGAAGUCUCCUUCGGCGAGCGCCUCAUCAGCCUUUGGUUUGGGAAGUGGUGCGUUUGCCUCGUUCGGCUCCGCGAAAACUCCCAAAACUCCAGGGACAGGAUCUGGGACCGGGUUUGACUUUACGUCACGAGACAAAAAAGAGAAAGAGACAGAUACACCCGCAGAAGCUUCCCUGGCUGAGAAAUUUACGGACGGUUCGGCAGAAUCGGACGCUCAGCCUGGGCACCAAUUAAGAAACGCCUGGAAUCUGUUCUAUCGACCUCCCGCGAACAAAUUUUCCGACUAUGAAAAGUCCACUCAGAAGCUUGCCACUAUCAGCACGGUAGAAAGCUUCUGGACGAUAUAUUCACACCUUAAGCGACCCUCCUUGCUGCCUACUGUGUCUGAUUAUCAUAUUUUCAAGGAUGGCAUUCGUCCCGUUUGGGAAGACGAGGCCAACAAGAGAGGCGGGAAAUGGAUUGUCAGGCUCAAAAAAGGCGUGGCUGAUAGAUAUUGGGAGGAAUUACUCCUUGCAAUUGUUGGCGAUCAAUUCAUGGAGGCUGGAGAGGAAGUAUGCGGUGCUGUGCUCAGUGUGCGAAGUGGCGAAGACGUCCUCAGUGUUUGGACUAAGAACGAUGGCGGGAGGAACAUCAAGAUCCGCGAAACUAUCAAGCGAAUACUGGGGUUUCCCGCCGAUACCAACAUAGUAUGGAAGAGCCACGACGACAGUAUUGCCCAGCGCUCUGCGCUGGAUGAGGCGAGGCAGCAGAAAGCAAACGCUCCGCAAAGCCAUUCCGGAGUCGAGAGACGAAGACCUACGUUACACGACGAUUCCGACAAGAGUGGAGGGAAGGCGGUUGCGUCUUAG
Molecule: messenger RNA, 1020 nt
Organism: Exophiala spinifera
Lineage: Eukaryota; Fungi; Ascomycota; Eurotiomycetes; Chaetothyriales; Herpotrichiellaceae
Exons: 2
Coding region: 1-1020 (339 amino acids)
Biological process (GO): translational initiation
Cellular component (GO): eukaryotic translation initiation factor 4F complex; cytoplasm
Molecular function (GO): RNA 7-methylguanosine cap binding; translation initiation factor activity
Source: RefSeq, a predicted model, not a curated record